AUGGUUUACGAAAGCAAAGACAAUUCGGCACCAUUGAAACUAACUGGCUUUGGUGUUUCGAUGAAAUUACCGGGCGCAUCAGCAGCUGUACGAGCCGGUCGUGUCGGUGUGUCACAUUUCAUGGCUCCUGAAGUGGUUAAUAACAUGGAGUAUGGCACAAAAGCUGAUAUGUGGAGUGCUGGUGUAUUGCUGUACAUACUACUUUGUGGACGUUUACCAUUUGUCGGAACACGCCAAAAAGUUUAUGAAAGUAUCUCAGAGGGAAGAUAUACGGUAAUCACAUUACCUGAAAUGAAGGAACUUAACAGCCAGAUCACUCGCUUUUCUAGGAUUUUUCAUCACUAA
Gongylonema pulchrum is the source of this 345-nucleotide messenger RNA. The record is from the annotation of a GenBank genome assembly. Lineage: Eukaryota; Metazoa; Nematoda; Chromadorea; Rhabditida; Gongylonematidae.